Messenger RNA from Neltuma alba, 659 nucleotides. RefSeq names its product protein SPIRAL1-like 1. The record is from RefSeq and is a predicted model, not a curated record. The transcript is spliced from 3 exons. Gene Ontology annotation, biological process: cortical microtubule organization. The coding region runs from base 108 to 428 and encodes 106 amino acids. NCBI's taxonomy places the organism in Eukaryota, Viridiplantae, Streptophyta, Magnoliopsida, Fabales, Fabaceae. Gene Ontology annotation, cellular component: cortical microtubule, transverse to long axis.
UAUUUACAACGCGCACACUCCAUUGCCUCGCCACUCCAGCGCCCACUACGGUUUCACUUCAUUCUCUCUCAUACAGCGUCUCUUUUCUUCCGGAUUUGUCGAAGAGCAUGGGUCGUGGAGUUAGUAGUGGUGGUGGACAGAGUUCGCUGGGCUAUCUUUUCGGUAGUGGAGAGGCUCCAAAACCAGCGGAAAAUAAUGCCCCAGCCCCAGCUGAAGGACAGGUUGUAAAUAACGAGCCUCCUUCAAAGAAAGCUUCCCCUCCAGUAGAUGUGAAUAAGCAGGCUCCUGCUGGUAUCCACAGCAACAAAGUAGAUGGCCAGAACACUGGCGACUUCAUUACGGACCGACCCUCAACUAAGGUCCAUUCUGCCCCUGGUGGUGGCUCAUCUCUGGGCUAUCUCUUUGGUGGACCUAGUGAAGAAAAAUAAGAUUUCUGAAAGUACAAACCCUGAAAACAUUGGGAAGAUAUGGUGUAAUAUAGAUUGUGGUUGCUUGGAUGAUUCAGUUGCUAUGUUCUAAAAGCAGAAAACAUGUAUGCAUAGUUUUUGCUUGUCAAUGGAUGUUUUAAUUUUCAAUUGCAUAUGUUGCUUUACUUGUGUACUUCAAGUGUUCUCGAGAUUUUUAUUAUUUUUAAUUUUGCUCUUUCUGGCUGUUUUUCA